CUCCUCCUCCUCCUCCUCCUCCAUCUCCUCGCUCCCUCCAUCUGCCGUGGGUAUGGCCCGUCGCUGGAGCACAAAAGAGUCUCCGCGGCGGGGAUCGGCGUGGCUCUUGCUUUUCCUCGCUGGGGUGUACGGAAAUGGUGCUCUUGCAGAACUUUCUGAAAAUGUGCAUAUUUCCGGAGUGUCAACUGCUUGUGGAGAGACUCCAGAACAAAUCAGAGCACCGAGUGGAAUAAUCACGAGUCCAGGCUGGCCUUCUGAGUAUCCUGCCAAAGUCAAUUGUAGCUGGCUCAUAAGGGCAAACCCAGGGGAAAUCAUUACUAUAAGUUUUCAGGACUUUGAUAUCCAGGGGUCCAGAAGGUGCAGUUUGGACUGGUUGACAAUAGAAACGUACAAGAAUAUUGAAAGUUACAGAGCUUGUGGGUCCACAGUCCCGCCUCCGUACAUCUCCUCCCAAGACCACGUUUGGAUCAGGUUCCAUUCAGAUGACAGCGUGUCCAGGAAAGGCUUCAGACUGGCGUAUUUUUCAGGGAAAUCUGAGGAGCCAAACUGUGCCUGUGACCAGUUCCGUUGCGGUAAUGGAAAGUGUAUUCCAGAAGCCUGGAAGUGUAAUAGCAUGGAUGAGUGUGGAGAUGGUUCUGACGAGGAGGUCUGUGCUAAGGACGCUAACCCCCCAACAGCUGCCGCGUUCCAGCCCUGUGCCUACAGCCAGUUCCAGUGUCUGUCCCGCUACACCAAAGUUUACACUUGCCUCCCCGAGUCUUUGAAAUGUGAUGGCAACAUCGACUGCCUGGACCUAGGCGACGAGAUAGACUGCGACGUGCCAACAUGUGGACAGUGGCUAAAAUACUUCUAUGGUACUUUCAGUUCUCCGAACUACCCAGACUUUUAUCCUCCCGGAAGUAACUGCACCUGGCUGAUAGACACUGGUGAUCAUCGGAAAGUCAUUUUACGCUUCACCGACUUUAAACUAGAUGGUACUGGUUACGGGGAUUAUGUCAAAAUAUAUGACGGACUAGAGGAGAAUCCUCGGAAGCUUUUGCGUGUGUUAACCGCUUUCGAUUCUCACGCCCCUCUUACGGUCGUUUCUUCCUCUGGACAGAUAAGAGUGCAUUUUUGUGCUGACAAAGUCAAUGCUGCCAGGGGCUUUAAUGCCACUUACCAAGUAGAUGGCUUCUGCUUGCCGUGGGAAAUACCCUGUGGAGGGAACUGGGGGUGUUACACGGAGCAGCAGCGCUGUGAUGGGUAUUGGCAUUGCCCGAAUGGAAGGGAUGAAAUCAAUUGUACCAUGUGCCAAAAGGAAGAGUUUCCGUGUUCCCGAAAUGGUGUCUGUUACCCUCGCUCUGACCGCUGUAACUACCAAAAUCAUUGCCCCAAUGGGUCAGAUGAGAAAAACUGCUUCUUUUGCCAGCCAGGGAAUUUUCAUUGUAAAAACAACCGCUGUGUGUUUGAAAGCUGGGUGUGUGAUUCCCAGGAUGACUGCGGUGAUGGCAGUGAUGAGGAGAACUGCCCGGUUAUUGUGCCCACCAGAGUCAUAACGGCGGCCGUCAUAGGGAGCCUCAUCUGUGGCCUGCUCCUCGUCAUUGCAUUGGGGUGCACGUGUAAGCUUUAUUCUCUGAGAAUGUUUGAACGAAGGUCGUUUGAGACCCAGCUGUCACGAGUGGAGGCGGAACUGCUGCGAAGAGAAGCCCCUCCCUCUUACGGACAGCUGAUUGCUCAGGGCUUAAUCCCACCCGUGGAGGACUUCCCGGUUUGCUCACCUAAUCAGGCUUCGGUUUUAGAAAACCUGAGGCUAGCUGUCCGGUCUCAGCUGGGAUUUACAUCCAUCAGGCUCCCUAUGACAGGCCGAUCCAGCAGCAUUUGGAAUCGUAUUUUUAAUUUCGCACGAUCACGUCAUUCCGGAUCGCUGGCUUUGGUGUCGGCCGAUGGAGACGAGGUGGUCCCGAGUCAGAACAGCAGCAGAGAAACGGAAAGGAGUCACCUUCACAGAAGCCUGUUUUCCGUGGAGUCCGACGACACCGACACAGAAAGUGAGAGACGGGAUACGGCAGGAGCGUCUGGGGGCGUUGCAGCGCCCCUGCCCCAGAAGGUCCCCCCCACCACCGCCGUGGAAGCCUCGGUGGGGGCCGCUGCCAACUCCUCGGCCCAGAGCGCCCGCGGCGGCGGCGGCGGCGGCCACGGCCACGGCCACGGAGACGGAAGGGAGGCGGCAGGUGUGGAAGCCCCGAGUGUGAGCCCAGCCCGGCACCAGCUCACCAGCGCGUUAAGUCGCAUGACUCAGGGCCUGCGCUGGGUCCGGUUCACAUUAGGGCGGUCGAGUUCCUCAACUCAGCACCAGAGUCCUUUGAGACAGCUCGAUAGCAGCGGGGUGAGUGGAGGAGAAGAGGACGACGAUGUGGAAAUGCUAAUUCCAGUGUCUGAUGGAGCCUCAGACAUUGACGCCAGUGACUGCUCUCGCCCUCUUCUUGAUCUUGCCUCAGACCAAGUGCAAGGGUUUAGGCAGCCAUACAGUGCCCCGAACCCUGGAGUCAGAACAAGUAACCGCGAUGGCCCCUGCGAGCGCUGUGGCAUUGUGCACACCGCCCAGAUCCCAGACACUUGCUUAGAAGCCACAAUGAAAAACGAACCGAGCGAUGACGAGGCUUUGCUACUGUGUUAGGGUGGACUCCUCAGAGAGACUGUAUCCAAGCUGGAGCAAUAUCCAUUCGUGGUUUUGUAACUUCACAAUUAAACUAGUUUGAAAUGAAAA
Peromyscus eremicus (cactus mouse) is the source of this 2746-nucleotide messenger RNA. It is a transcript of the gene Lrp12, whose product is annotated as LDL receptor related protein 12. Gene Ontology annotation, molecular function: low-density lipoprotein particle receptor activity; protein binding. The record is from RefSeq and is a predicted model, not a curated record. Gene Ontology annotation, cellular component: plasma membrane. NCBI's taxonomy places the organism in Eukaryota, Metazoa, Chordata, Mammalia, Rodentia, Cricetidae. The transcript is spliced from 7 exons. Bases 53 to 2656 code for a protein of 867 amino acids.